ACGGCCCAUACACCUAGCUAGCGGCUUUUCUACAAGACUGCAAGCUAGUUAUUUGCCCAAUCCCCUUGCCGCCUGAUUGCUUGGCAAUUGUGACUCCGUGGGAACCUGAAAACGAGCCCAACCCGACGUCGCCCUUUCUUGCGCUUUCAGAAUACUUCUCUCACCAAUUCUGCGGCUUCAACUUGGUUUGUGUCUUGGACCAGUUUUUUCCAACACUCUUUCUUUCCUUUCAAAACUGCCAUCAACUCUUACAGUGCGACACUGAACAUGGACUGGGACCAUCUGGCUGAGGAGUCGUCCCGGAAGUUGUUUGCAAGUUGGCUCAAACUCCUGUCACCCGCCAUAGCACUGACACUUGCGGGUCAACACCGCCCUGGCCAUCAAGCCAUCGAAGCUUCAAGUUUCACCACUGGCGCUUUUAAUAUAUGCUGUACCGUCACAUUUGAAGAUGAGUUCCGCGUGGUUGUUCGAUUUCCUAUUCUAGGUCGAAGCCGGUUUCGCACAGAAAAGACUCGGGACGAGGUUUCAGUGAUGGAUUUUCUCUCAAGACGAACGCGGGUUCCUGUUCCUAUUGUUCUUGGUGCAGGUCGCUGGGGAUGCGGCCCUUAUGUUGUCACAACUUUUAUUGAGGGCACCUUGCUGUCCAAACAGCUUAGGGACCCUUCUGUGGGCUUAAGUGACUUGGAAAGAGCCUAUCGGGGAAUGGCCGACAUCAUGCUGGAGCUCUCGAAACCCUCCUUCCCAAGCAUUGGGGCUCUGGAAUGCGAAUCAGGGGAAUGGCGAGUGACCAAGAGGCCAAUGACUUUGAAUAUGAAUGAACUUGUGCGUGUUGGAAACCUUCCUCCGGCUAAAUUUACAAAGAAGAUUUUUCCAACAGCCGCUGAAUACUUUGAGGAACUUGCUACCCAGCAGCUUCUUCAUGUACAAUAUCAGCGCAACGAUGCCGUGGAAAAUGAACAUGAUGCUCGAAAGAGGUACAUAGCGCGCUGUCUUUUCCGAAAAAUAGCACGGGAUAUUCAAUGGGAACCAGGUCCCUUCCACCUAUGGUGUGAUGACUUUUGUCCAUCAAAUGUACUCGUCUCUGAGUCUGAUCUUACCAUUACUGGUGUUAUUGACUGGGAAUUUACUUAUGUUGCACCCACCGAAUUUACCUGCACUGCGCCAUGGUGGCUCCUGUUGGAAAGGCCAGAAGCCUGGGAGUCAGAUCUGAAUGACUUUUUGGCCAGAUACACACCAAGGCUCCAAUUUUUCCUCAAGAUCCUUCGGGCUUGUGAGGACAGGCAGUUGCGGAAUGGGACCUUGACGGAUUCACAGCGCCUAUCAGAUCGGAUGGAACGCUCUCUGGACUGUGGGCUCUUUUGGUUCUGUCUUGCUACAAGAAGGAGCUUCAUGUUUGAUGAUAUUUAUUGGACAUUUCUUGAUGAGAAGCACUUUGGUCGUCUGAACUCUCUAGAUGACAGACUCUCUCUUCUCUCUCGGGACGAGCUGGAUGGGCUGGAUGGGUUUGUUCGGAUGAAGAUGCAGCAAGUUGUAGAAAAGCGCUUGGACGAACAUCUGACCUUUGAUGAACUUGUUGACCUUUAACUCAAGUGGAGCCCACAAGAGCUUGUUGGAGAGAUCUAUCUUGAGGGCAUAAUGUAUCUACUGUUUAAUUUUGUAAAAUUUUUAUUCGUAGAUGGAUAAAUGCCAUAUCAGAGUUGUAGGAUUCAUACCUUGCCGUGGCUGUCCGCGAGACAAAAAUCAAACGCGGAAGUUCUAGUGAAUAAGCAUCAUUUAUAUUAGCCUGCUCAAUGCAUACCGUUUAACGUGUCCAAUUAUUUCUGUAAUUAGGUCCACUCCACUUCUUAGACAGCUUACUAAAUCAGCUAAAUAAUCUACUACAAGGAUGUUCCCCGAUUCACUCAAGAUUAAGCAAAUUUCCGAUUUUGUUGCUCUCCUUCAGAAUCCAGCGGGCCCCUUUGGCAUCGACUCCCAUGUCCUCCUGAACCAACAUCUCCAGCAGUUCCGGAACCAAGACCUCCUGGGCAUACACAACGGUCCCAUACUUCGACGCCACGCUAUCGAUGCCGGCCAGUGAGUCGAUAGCAU
Blastomyces dermatitidis ER-3 is the source of this 2088-nucleotide messenger RNA. Its product is annotated as phosphotransferase enzyme family protein. The coding region runs from base 268 to 1584 and encodes 438 amino acids. NCBI's taxonomy places the organism in Eukaryota, Fungi, Ascomycota, Eurotiomycetes, Onygenales, Ajellomycetaceae. The record is from RefSeq and is a predicted model, not a curated record. The transcript has a single exon.